This is a messenger RNA of Mytilus californianus (California mussel), 6212 nucleotides long. RefSeq names its product cholesterol 24-hydroxylase-like. NCBI's taxonomy places the organism in Eukaryota, Metazoa, Mollusca, Bivalvia, Mytilida, Mytilidae. The coding region runs from base 108 to 1427 and encodes 439 amino acids. Gene Ontology annotation, biological process: cholesterol catabolic process. The record is from RefSeq and is a predicted model, not a curated record. Gene Ontology annotation, molecular function: heme binding; iron ion binding; cholesterol 24-hydroxylase activity. The transcript has 14 exons.
UAUCACAGGAAGUACAGUCAUAUUCCAGGGCACCAAGAGAUAGUUUUUUCCUUGGUCAUAUUCCUACUUUCAAGAAAUAUUUAAAUGAAGGAAAGUUCUUCAGUGAAAUGGCUAUUGAAUUCAUCAGAAAAUAUGGUCAUGUGAUUAAGAUAGAAUUAGUGGAAAGAAUUAUAGUCAUAACUGCUGAUCCACAAGCAAUCAGGGAGUUAAUGAUUACAGGGAACCAUACUAAGUCAAAGAAGGCUUAUGAAAAAUUAGGGUUUUUAUUUGGUGAAAGAUUUAUAGGUAAAGGACUAGUAGUAGAAACAGAUCAAAAAGUAUGGGUUUGGAGGAGAGCAUUGAUGAAUCCUUGUUUUCAGAAAAGUUAUAUAAAAGGGCUAGAAUCUGCUUUUAAUACAGAAAUAGAUCUUCUUAUAACUAAACUUGCUGGAUUAGCAGACGGCAACACUCAAGUUUCCAUGUUGGAAGAGUUUAAUCAUCUUACUUUGGAUGUGAUAGGGAAGAUUGGCUUUGGCAUGCAGAUGAACAAUGUUGAAAACAGAACAGAGCCAUCAGAAUAUACAAAAGCUAUUAAAUUAGCAUUAGGUGGAGUGUCUGCAUUUGUACGAGAUCCAUUCAUGAAGUUCAAAUAUUCAAAAUGGAAAUAUUUAGCAGAUGUGAAGAAGGCAAUGAGAACAUUGAGAGUUUUAUCUAAGCAGAGUUUUGAUGAAAGAAAGGAAAAAAUAGAAAGGGGCGACUACACUCCAGAUGACAUAUUAAAUUUCCUUGUUAAAAUGAAAUUAGAGAAUCCAGAGUUAGAUGAUGAAGUUAUAGUGGAUGAUAUAAUUGUAUUUUUUGUGGCAGGGCAGGAAACAACAGCUUGCUUAUUGAGUUUUACCAUGAUCUGUUUAUGGCAGAAUAAAGAUGUACUUGAAAGACUACGGACAGAGGUAUUUGAUAUUGUCGGUAUGAAAUCUUAUCUCAGCAUUGAAGAUGUCAAUAAAAUGAAGUAUUUGGAAAUGGUAAUAAAGGAAAGUCUGCGGCUUUAUCCUCCUGGACCAAAUACAUUCAGAGAGCCAAAACAUGACAUAGAAAUCCUAGGAUACAAAAUACCUGCUGGAACACCAGUAGCUAUGAGUACUUAUGUUAGUUCAAGGCUGGAAGAAUUCUUUCCUGAUCCAUUGAAGUUUUUCCCUGAAAGAUUCAGUCCAAAUGCUGAAAACAAAAUUACAUCAUACACCUACUAUCCAUUUACACUUGGCCCAAGAACUUGUAUUGGAAAAUCAUUUGCUGAAAUUGAGGCAAAAAUAAUACUUGCCAAAAUAAUACAGAGAUUCAAUUUUGAGAUGGACCCAGACCAGUCGUUUGAUAUAGAAGAGAGUACAACAUUAAAACCUGAAGGUGGAGCUGUUUGUACAUUGACUUUAUGUGACAGUUUUGAAGGCUAAAUUUUCGUGUCAUUGAAGUACAAAAAUAUGCUGGUAACAGUCAUUGUGGAAUAUUUCAUGUGUUCUUCCAUUGUGAAAUCAGGUUUGAAAAAUAUCCAACAUAAUUCAGUUUAUCAGGGUAACUUCAGAAGGGCAAUUCUAAUUAUGGAAUAUCCUUGGCAUCAGCAUUUACUUUUAGGAAGAAUUGUUCUUCUGUCCAAAAACAAACAAAUGAAAAAUUAUUGACAUAGACAUCAAAAUAAACAACAAAUUAAAUAGGUCAUAUACAAGUUAUAAUUUUAUACAAAUUAUAUUUUGUACAGACUUUUUGUACAAGUUAUAAGUAUUUAGAUACACACCUUCUUUCACCAGGUGAUGCAGAUUUAUCUUCAAUAAUUAUCCAGCUUGAUGUUCUAUUCACAAAAUUAUAAACUUCAACUUAACACUAUGCACCUUCCUUCUUGGCAUAAAUCUGCAAAUGAAGACACCACAUUGGGUUGGAUUCUAUAUAUUUAGUUCUAUUAUUAUACCCCCGCUUUAAAAAAGUGGGGGUAUACUGUUUUACCUCUGUCUGUCCGUCCUUCCAUCAGUCCGUCCGUCCGUCCCAUGAAUAUUUUUCUUCGCAUUUUUCACAGGAACUACAUCAUAAGGAUUUCUGAAAUUUGGUUUCAGGGUUUAUAUCAGUCAGCUAUACGGUGUGAUGCUUUUUCAGAUUCACUCAACAACUUCCUGUUUACCAAACACUUACAUCAUUUUACACAUGACAUCCAAGUAGUUGAAAAUUUUCGUCACAUUUAUCUGUGGAACUACAUUACAAGGAUUUCUGAAAUUUGGUUUCAGGGUUUAUAUGAGUCAGCUAUACCGUGUGAUGCGUUUUCAGAUUCAUCACUCAACAACUUCCUGUUUACCGAAAUAUUUGGGCGGGGAUAUUAUCAGUGAGCAGUAGCUCGCAGUUUCACUUGUUAUACCAGAUUCUCAGUCCCCAAUAUAUCUUUGAGUGUCCUCACAUUAACUUAGUAUAAAUGUUUUGUAUAAGGCUGUACUUUGCAUGUAACUAUGUAUAUUUGACAGUAACAAGCUGAAUCAAAGACAGUGGUCUUGUUUUGUCCAAUUAUGAUAAGUCAGUUUUGCAAAAUUCUGGUUACUAGAUCAACAAUUCUGUACAAAUAAUAAUUUGAAAAAAAUACAAUACAUGGAUGUUCACAACAUAUAAAUAUUUUUUUCAAACUUUAACACUUACUUUAAAAUUAAUGUAGUUAAAUAAUAUUAGAACUUUUACACCACUAUCAGAUGACACCUGGUGAAAAUGUAUUCCAGAUGCAGCAAGCUGUUUUGAAAUAAUGAAAAAGACUUGUUAGUUUUGAUUGAAUAGCUAAUUAAAAUGGCUUACUAAAUUGUUAUUGAGGUAUUAGUUAUGUUGAAAUUGAUGAACCUAGUAACUAAAUCACAUUGUGUUUUUUAUUGGUUGUUAGUAAAAUUAUACUACCGCAGGCGCAGGUAUAUAUGAGGGGCCUGAUGGGGGGGUCUCAUCACGAUUCACGAGUUGAUUUUUUUGUCAAUCACGAUUCACAGAAAAUAAAUUUCCAUGAUCACGGAUCACGAAAAUAUAAAAAAAAAUAAAUCUAGAAAAACGGAUCACAAUAGCGAAAAUGCGCCGAUCACGAAGAACGAAAAUAACCCAUCAGGCCCCUCAUAUAUGUCACUCAGUUAUAUAUGCAUCAUUUGAAUGAAGUGCUUUAACAGUUUUUUUAACUCAAAGAUAAUCAUUGGUGUUAUUUUAUUUACUUUUGACUAUAUAUCAUAUUAUAAUAUAGUUUAUUAUUAUAUUUUUAUAUUAUUACUGUAUCUUAUACAAGAUUUAUCUGUUAACCUCAUGUUGUUGUAUGUGAUAUGUACAUUACAUUAUGUGCCAUUAAAGUUGAUAUGUGCUGUGUUAAAUAAUGACUGGAAAAUCAGUGCUAAUUUUGUUUGAUUCUUAAUUUAUUUUUAUAUUAAUUAAGUUGUCUGCAGAUUUGUUAAUAUUUUCUCUUUAAAAUUGUUCUAACAGUAGGAUUUGUGGUUUUGAAAUUUAUUACAGUAUAUAAUAGAAAAAUAUUUUAUGUUGAUCUUACUCUUUUGCAAUUAAUGUUAUUAAAUUGAGAAGUUUCCAUUACAUUUCGUUGUUUCUGAUUUAAAAAAAAAAGAAAUUCUGAACUCUCUUGAUUGUGCGUUCAAAGUGAUGGCAUGAUUACUACAUCUGUGGAACAUUCAAUUACCACAGUACACAUACAACUGAAGGGUAAGCAGGAUGUUCUUGCUAUGUGUUACAAGUUUGCUGUAUUGAAAUUUACGCAGAAGUCCAUCAUUUACCAUUUUUGUGUAUUAUUGUAAUAGUCCUCGGCACUUACUUCUUUUACUAGAGUUGUAUUAUGCUAUUUUAUAAAGAGGUGACUCUUAUUAAUCCAUUGUUUUAUAUUAAUCAGGUUGAUAUUUAGAAAUGUUUUAUUCUUUUAUAUGUUAACCCAGAGUGAUUUAUAUAUACAUUGUAAUGUCAUUUUAAACAUGUAAAAAGUAUAUCAAUGCAACUUAUAUUUUAUGUGUAUCAAUGCAACUUAUAUUUUAUGUGUAUCAAUGCAACUUAUGUUUUAUCUGUAUUAAUGCAACUUAUAUCUUAUCUGUAUCAAUGGAAUUAAUAUUUGAUAAUUUUUUAACACCUUUUGUCAGUUUUCAGGAUUAUUCUUAUACUUAUAUUAUAUAUCUGUUAUUUUGAUAGAUAGAUAUUUUUACAUUGCAUGCAAACAUUUUGUAACAGACUGUUAGACACACAAUAUUUGUUGUCUUCGUAAGCAUUUAAAGGUAUAUCAGAGGGUGCAAUUCAAAAUGUUUGUGCUCAAUGCAUCAUUUUUUGGUGACUUUUAAUAAAGAAAGUAUGUUUUACAAAUAUUUGGCCAACCCUGCCAAUGGAAUUGAUUGAAUCAGAUCUUAAUUUGUGAUGAGACCUAUAGAAACUGAGAUGGGUACUGUGAAUUUAUCGUAAUUAAUUGCAGGAGAAAAAAUAUAUAAUUGAUAGGCAAACCAAAAAUACUAACUAUAUAUCUAUACCAUGAACUAAAAUGAAACAGAAACCUUGCCAGAAAUCAUGAAAAAUUGUAUCACCAUACAUGAACAAAUCUACAGUUUUCAUUGGUAUAACUAACAUAAAUAAAUAUAUCUACAGUGUUUCAUCCAUAGUUCUAACAUAAACAAAUAAAUAAACAGAAGUGCAAUGGUAACUUUAAUAAAACAAAUAAAUCUUCCAUUGUUCAUUGAAUAAUCUAACAUAAACAAAUAAGUCUACAGAAAUUCAUAAUCUUUGGCUUUCAACAAUUUGUAUUGAUCUUCCUGAUGAAAGUAAAUCCAGAAAAGUGCAAAUUUAUAAAGUUUCAUUGUUAUUAAAUAAAAGUUAUAUUUCCAGUGGUUCUGUUGGAUCACUUUAAUAAAGAGCAUUUGUGAGAAGCAGAUAUUCAUGUAAUACUUUUAAGUAUUAGGUUUAUAUAAUUGUCUCUACUUACAACAUACUUCAAACCAACCUACAGCGAUUUACAAUUUUAUUGCUUGCUUAUUCACCACUUCUCUUCAUUGCAGGAUAGAUUGCCAUGAGGGAACUAUAAUUUAAUAGUUGAGUUAAGGCUUUUAGAAAUUACUCCCCAGAAAGGCAACACUGUUGACUUAAAUUACAAAAAAACAUGAAAUCCAAGUGUCAAUGGAAUUUACACAUUUCUGCAAUAAACAUUUCUAUAAAUUAACAUUAUUAAGAAAAUCAAAAGCAACCUUUAAUUCCUUACUAUAUCAUAAAUAUAAUUUGUUUGUUUCUAACAACAUCAUUCAAAUAUUCUAUAGAAGUAGAGAUAGCUAAUAAAAAGAAAAUUAAUUCUUGGAAUCUUUUAUUAAUUUCUUAUAAAAAAAAUCACAAAAUCAGUAAUUAUUUAAGAAUAUGCUAUGAAUUUCAUUGUUUCAUUAAGUACUGUAAUUUGUUAACUUUUAAUGUUGUUUUAUUUUAAGACUUUUAAUUUUUAAUUCUGAUAAAAAAUGCCAUGAUAUUCUCAGGAAGAUUAUCAGUUCUACUUAAAAUAAUCCGUUUUCAUCAAGAAGAUUGGGGAAUAUUGUUAAGGUUAGUUUGUUCAUGUAUAUUAAAGGAUAUGUUGCCAUUAGAAUGCACAUAGUUGCUAAUUUUGAUCCAGGACAAAGUUUACAAAAUGACUACGCAAUUAUUAGUAGAUAUAUAUUAGAUUAUGAGUCUCUUUAAAAGUCAACUUUACACUUGAGUUAAAAACAUAAAGUGAGUUGGGGAAUCUGCAGCAAGUUCUAUUGCUUCAGUUGCCAUUACUUUUUUCUUAAUUUGUUGAAAGUUUGAAAUCCAGGUUUCUUUUAUAUGUGAAGUUUUUGUACAUUUAUAUUUUAGAUAUUAUAGUUAUACAUGUAAUAUUACAGCAAAAAGUUGUUUUAUGAUGUUAAAAUUUAAGAGUUAUAUAUUUUUCUUAGUGUAUACAAAUGCAAUUGAACUAAUGAAACAGGAAGUUAAACUUUUUAAGAACCCUGUAAUCUUCAAUUUUCACUUUUACUGUUGAGUAAUUUUGCAGCUAUUUUUUACUUUUAAAACAAAAUUAGAAUAGUUGUUGCCUCAGAUGGACAAAUUCAAAUGUUGGAAACUUGCAAUAAAAAGCCAUCAACAAUUGUGAAACCUAUAUUAAUACAUAAUAUAUUAUAAACAUGUAACAUUUAAAAAAUGAUGAUUAUUUUUAUAGUUACAUAUAUCCGUUUCUACUCAUUAAAAAAAUAUUCUUAUAA